This is a messenger RNA of Miscanthus lutarioriparius, 1392 nucleotides long. The record is from the annotation of a GenBank genome assembly. NCBI's taxonomy places the organism in Eukaryota, Viridiplantae, Streptophyta, Magnoliopsida, Poales, Poaceae.
AUGGUGAACGGCGAGCCGGCGGGGGCGGAGUGCACGCGGGCGUCGCUGCUGGGGAGGUAUGAGAUCGGGCGGACCCUCGGGGAAGGCAACUUCGGCAAGGUGAAGUACGCGCGCCACAUCGGCACCGGCGGCCACUUCGCCAUCAAGAUCCUCGACCGCAGCAAGAUCCUCUCCCUCCGCAUCGACGACCAGAUUAGAAGGGAGAUCGGGACGCUCAAGCUGCUCAAGCACCCAAAUGUCGUCCGCUUGCACGAGGUUGCUGCUAGUAAAACAAAGAUUUACAUGGUGCUUGAGUUUGUUAAUGGUGGCGAGCUCUUCGACAAGAUUGCUAUGAAGGGAAAACUGUCUGAACAUGAGGGUAGGAGGCUUUUCCAGCAGCUAAUUGAUGGUGUCAGCUACUGCCAUGAUAAAGGUGUCUACCACAGAGACCUUAAGCCAGAGAAUGUCCUUGUUGAUAGGAAAGGAAACAUCAAGAUCUCUGACUUCGGCCUUAGCGCUCUACCACAACAUCUCGGGAAUGAUGGACUUCUGCACACAACAUGUGGCAGCCCCAAUUACAUAGCUCCUGAGGUUUUGCAAAACAGAGGUUACGAUGGCUCCUUGUCAGAUAUCUGGUCUUGUGGAGUAAUUCUUUAUGUGAUGCUUGUUGGUUACCUUCCCUUCGAUGACAGGAAUCUUGUUGUUCUUUAUCAGAAGAUUUUCAAGGGAGACUGUCAGAUCCCAAAGUGGCUCUCACCUGCCGCACAGGACCUUCUUAAAAGGAUCCUUGAACCAAAUCCGAUGAAGAGGAUCAACAUCACAGGGAUCAGAGAGCAUGAGUGGUUCAAGAAGGACUAUGUACCUGCUGUUCCAUACGAUGAUGAUGAAGACGUCGUUCCCGGUUCAGUUCUCUCGAUAAAAGAGCAAAUUGAAGAACCAGCACAAGAAAAGUGUACUCAUAUAAAUGCUUUUCAGUUGAUUGGAAUGGCUUCUUCCCUUGAUCUUUCUGGUUUAUUCGAGGAAGAGGAUGCAGCUCAAAGAAAGAUUCGGUUCACUUCAACGCAUCCACCCAAGGAUUUAUUUGACAAGAUCGAAAGUGUUGUGAUGGAGAUGGGAUUCGAAGUUCAUAGGGGGUCAAGCAAGCUCAAAGUCUUGAAGAAUAGCAAAUGUUCCAAGAACUCAAGGAAUCCGUCAUCAUUUUUGGUGUGCACUGAGGUGUUUGAGCUUGGGCCAUCAUUAUAUGUGGUAGAACUUAGGAAAUCCCAUGGGGACUCUACAUUGUAUAGACAGCUGUGCGAGAGGCUCUCGGAUGAGCUAGGGGCCUGCAAGACAGAGCAGAUUAUGAGGACUGAAUCACUGAGUGACGAUCUUUCGAGCCUCGAUGGCGAAGCGUUCCCUCUAUCUGCAUUUUGA